Molecule: messenger RNA, 2148 nt
Organism: Onychostoma macrolepis
Lineage: Eukaryota; Metazoa; Chordata; Actinopteri; Cypriniformes; Cyprinidae
Gene: tmed6
Product: transmembrane p24 trafficking protein 6
Exons: 4
Coding region: 1-729 (242 amino acids)
Biological process (GO): Golgi organization; endoplasmic reticulum to Golgi vesicle-mediated transport; intracellular protein transport
Cellular component (GO): COPII-coated ER to Golgi transport vesicle; Golgi apparatus; endoplasmic reticulum-Golgi intermediate compartment
Source: RefSeq, a predicted model, not a curated record
AUGUUACAGAAAGGCUUUUAUCUGGUUUGGCUUCUGUUAUUAUUUGGGUUGAGCAGCAGCGGAGCACUGAACGAGCCUCAUCCAGAGCUUUCUGAUCAGGAGCUUUUCUGGGGAGCCGAUCAGUAUGACUUUUCCAUCAUGCUGCGAGCCGGAGACCUCCAGUGCUUCUGGCACUUUGCUCACUUCGGUGAGCGCUUCUACUUACACUUCAUGGUCCAGCUGGUGACUGGUGUGGCUCUGGACAGACAUCUCUCUGUGACCGUUAAUGCUCCGAGCGGCCUAAUAGUCGGACAAGUUGACGAUGCAAGUGGUCAGAUUGCCUUCAGUGUUAAGGAGACUGGUUUUUAUCAGAUGUGCUUCAGUAAUUUCCACAAUCGCUUCGGGAGCAUGCAGGUUUCCCUGAACUUCGGUGUGUAUUACGAGGGACAAAAGGAAGAAGAGAAGAAAAAGAAAGAAGAGGAUAUGAAACAGAUAAAUAGUACAUUGUCCUUCAUUGAGGAAAGCAGCAGCAGGCUGCAGAGGUUUGUCUUCCACAUGUGGCGUCAUUAUAACUACGAGCGAAUGAGACGCGGAGCUGAUUUCUACCUGCUUCAGUCCAACUCCACUUAUGUGAACAGCUGGUCUGCUCUCCAGAGUCUGGUCAUCAUCACCGCCGGAUACCUGCAGCUCUACUGCCUCAAGAGACUCUUCAACACCAAACCAGCAGAGGGAGACAAACCCCGCUGUUAACAUCAACCCCAAACCAGCAGAGGAACAUCAACCCCAAACCAGCAGAGGGAGACAAACCCUGCUGUUAACAUCAACCCCAAACCAGCAGAGGAACAUCAACCCCAAACCAGCAGAGGGAGACAAACCCCGCUGUUAACAUCAACCCCAAAUCAGCAGAGGAACAUCAACACCAAACGAGCAGAGGGAGACAAACCCCGCUGUUAACAUCAACCCCAAACCAGCAGAGGAACAUCAACCCCAAACCAGCAGAGGGAGACAAACCCCGCUGUUAACAUCAACCCCAAACCAGCAGAGGAACAUCAACCCCAAACCAGCAGAGGGAGACAAGCCCCGCUGUUAACAUCAACCCCAAACCAGCAGAGGAACAUCAACCCCAAACCAGCAGAGGGAGACAAGCCCCGCUGUUAACAUCAACCCCAAACCAGCAGAGGAACAUCAACCCCAAACCAGCAGAGGGAGACAAGACCCGCUGUUAACAUCAACCCCAAACCAGCAGAGGAACAUCAACCCCAAACCAGCAGAGGGAGACAAACCCCGCUGUUAACAUCAACCCCAAACCUGUCUCUUUCUUCAUGAUACAGCUGUACAGGGGCCUUUUGGACACUUUUAUGAGCCAAGAAUGAAUUUACCAAAAGCCUAAAAGCAAAAUAUUAUUUUAUUUGGUUAUUUGAAUAUCACAUUAAAACUGACUUCGUCAUGAUUUUGUUCUUGCUUUUAAAAUGCUUCUUUUGGAAAACUUUCAAUGCUAAAAUAUAAAAUUCAUUAUAAUAAUAAGAAUUACAAUACAUUAUAAUAUGUAUUAUUCUGACUGUGUCAUGACUAUGGUGUCAUUUCCACUGAACAGCCCCCCCCCCUCCAUUAAAAUAAUUCUCAAAUUGAAAAACAAAGGUAAAUAUCACUUGUGAGCAGAAUAUUUUUGAGUCAUUUCCAAUCAAGCUUCAAUUUUACUGAAUUAUGAGAAAAGUGUGAAAAUAUCAUUUGAUUGUGUGAACUCCAAAAACAUAAUUUUCACCACCAUUUCAAUCACAGAAUGAUUCUUAACACAAUACAUAAUUUGAGAUUUUCACUGUGGAAGAAGAAGAAGAAAAUGAAGAAUUAAUUUUAAUGUUCUAUGACACACAGAAGGAGAUGUGAGGCAGAACUCAUUUAGUGUAAUUCUGGAUUGAAAGACAUGAGGACUGUUUCCCUGCAUAAGUGUUGUCAGAUUUCAUUGGAUUGUUUAAUGGUGGAACAUUUUGAAUGAUGAAUUAAAUACAUCCAUGGUGAAGUUAUGAGUGAAAACACAUUAAAGAUCCAGCAAGAUUCAUAAAUCAUUAUAAGACUUUAACAUUUUUGAGUAAAUGAGACUGUUAUAAGAAAUAACCUCCAUCAGCAGCUGCAGUAUCUCUCAGCUGUAUCAGUGCAGUCACUGUGACUCUG